Messenger RNA from Cherax quadricarinatus, 1771 nucleotides. RefSeq lists its product as uncharacterized. Gene Ontology annotation, biological process: homophilic cell-cell adhesion; adherens junction organization; multicellular organism development. Lineage: Eukaryota; Metazoa; Arthropoda; Malacostraca; Decapoda; Parastacidae. The record is from RefSeq and is a predicted model, not a curated record. Gene Ontology annotation, molecular function: calcium ion binding; cadherin binding. Gene Ontology annotation, cellular component: plasma membrane; catenin complex; adherens junction.
AUGAAGAACCACAUUGUAAAUCGUCCAAGCAAAGCUGCCAAUCUGUCUGUGGGCGUAGUUUGGGCGUGGGAUGCAGACGACGAACAGGAGGGCACCAACGCCCGCCUCACUUACAGUAUAGACAAGAAUGUGAUUGAGGAAGUGUCUGGUCGACCCAUCUUCACAGUGGAUCCCCUGAGCGGCCUUAUCCGCACAGCGAUCUGUUGCCUCGAUCGUGAGACCACUCCCGAGUACCACAUCCAGGUGGUUGCCCACGAUGGUGGCGGCCUCAAAGGUACAUGCACGGUGGUCGUGAGGUUGGCAGAUGUUAACGAUAACUCUCCAAGGCUGACCAGAGACUUGUGGCAGGUGGAGGUGGAGGAGACCUGGGGUGAGGGACCUCCUCUCAACCACACCCUUCUGAACAUAACUGCUUCGGAUCCUGACACCUCCAACUAUUUCUUCUACCGGGUGGUUGAGGAGAGCGGGUGGGGGUGGCAACACUUCGCUAUGAGAACUGAAGCCGACAAAGGUCAACUGUUUGCCAUCAAGACUCUCGACUACGAAAACGUAGAGCAGCGGCGAGGCUUCCGCUUUAUGGUGCAGGUGACGGACAGGGUGAGUAUCCUCCCCGCAUACACUCAUUCACAGACUGGAUAAUGAACAAUAAGUUUUAAGCUAUUUUUGAAGAAUUAGUCUUUAGCACUAAGAGUUUUUCGACAGUGUGAAUUUUGGACAGUGUGAAUUUUAGAUAGUGGAUUUCUUGAACAGUAUCAAUCUUAGCUGGGAUUUUUUGUAGAAUGAGUUUUGGACGGCGAGUCCAAAAAGACACAGAACUUGAGGCCUUUGCCAAUGUUUGGGCUUCGAGUCAUUUUAGAGCUAUUAUUUGACAGCAUCAAAUACAAAUUUACACUGAUCAUCAACCUCUGUUGUCUCUCUCCGUAAAGAAAGAUCUAUCACGAAAGUAUACUGGUGGUCUCUUUCACCGACUAUAACCAGGAUAUUCUCCACGUUCUUGAUAAGAGGAAUAUUGAAUAUAACUGACAAGAUGAUAAAUAAAACAUGUGCAACAGUUAGGUAUCUUUACAGUAGGCUUCUUCAGUCGAAUACGGAGGAGACGGCGUAAGAAGUAGAGAUGUAAAGACUAUGUAAUCAAUUCAACAAGGAUGAUGGACUGAUUAUAUCAUUUUUACAUCUCUACUGCUUCUGCUGCCUCCUUCAUCUAUUGUAUUCUAGUGAUGACGCCUACUGUAUAGGUGAAACGUUUCGGAAUAAAGUUACCUAACUGUUGCACAUGUCUUACUCAUCAAAAAGAACGUUGUUGCCAUCCCUUUGCCGAUGCAAAUCGCUUCUGUUAGUUCUGCCAACUCCUCCGUUGACCAUAUACAGGGAAAUUCAUGCUUAUGCAAGUCAAUGAACAACAAAAAUAAAAUCUACACAAAAUGAAGUGGUUUCAAUACUGGUAAAUGCAGGGAAAAUGUUCAAGAAUGAUUUUACUAUAAUCAGUAGAAAAAAUUGCUGCUGCUUAUAGUAAGACAGUAUUUGCUGGUGCAAGUUAUUGCACCAGCAAAUACUGACAUUAAAAUGAAACACUUGCAAGGUAAUAAUGUGAACACAAAAAUAUUGUCAACAAAACGGUAUAAAUGCAAUAAAAGCAAAUAUGGUAGGGUAUAAGUGCAUACAAUCUGUAGUAAACGAAUUUUCGCCCAAAAAAUCAGUAUUGGCAAUGCAGUGAAAGGAAACAAUUGCAGAAAUUUGUUCAAAAGCUGAAUAAAUGACUCAAAACAAUAAC